Molecule: messenger RNA, 2871 nt
Organism: Colletotrichum lupini
Lineage: Eukaryota; Fungi; Ascomycota; Sordariomycetes; Glomerellales; Glomerellaceae
Exons: 18
Coding region: 1-2871 (956 amino acids)
Source: RefSeq, a predicted model, not a curated record
AUGCGUCUACACGUACUUAGUGCUCAGCUACAGUUCCUCCGCCCACUUCCACUUGAGAAACGUCUUCGGCCAGGAGCGCCAAUACCCAGGGCGUCCUCUUUCAGCUUGAUAACUUACAGAACUCCUGCCUCAAAUACCGUGGCAAAGAUUAGAGACUUUAAGGUCAAGGCGCGGAAUCGGGGUUGGAUGCUUCGGCAAAAGUGGAAACAAGUACCGACGGAUCACGGAGGCAGGAUGCGGCCUGGAAAUCUUGACAUAAUUACAGGCUCAGAGCAUCUUGAGCGGCCCAAACCCCUGUUCACCGUCGCGUGCUCCACACAAAUCAGGGUCCCAAACCCUCACGAAUCUAACCACAAUCCACCCACCCGUACCACAUCCAUACUGAACGCACAUUCUCGUCAUUUUAGACAUCGCAGCUCAUCGGCUUUCAUCAGCGUCGAUGGUUUAGUGGUAAAAUUCUCCGUUGCCAUCAAGCAGCGUCGGGGAGCCGGGGCAACACAAAAGGGAACAUGUGCGGGCUUGCGGAGGCUGGAAGCAACAUGGGAAGGAAAGGGAGGAGGAGGUAUGAGCUGUCCUGUGCUUCUCCCCGUGAGCGCCUUUGGUCUUCUCUUCUGCACAACAAUGACUGAUCCUGAUACGUCGUUCGAGCCUUCAGUCCUACAUACCUACUUGCCCCAGAUUCUUAACCGCAGCGAAAAGCUCCAGACGGAAAUCUUCUUUCCUCCUCUCCGAAAGGUGGCUAUAUCUCCGGGGGAUUAUCGUGGUAUCAAACUGGUUGCCCACCGGUUGUGGCCCGUCCCGAGCCUGCUUCAAGGCUUCCCAGCGCGUACGUACGCCUAUCAGCUCUCGACGGGCAUCAGCAUCCAAAGUUUAGAAGAGAAUCGACCAAGAGGCGGAGGCGACCAGGCAGGCAGAAAAACGCCGCCGCAAGAUAUGGUACAGCUCGUAGCAUUGUGGCGAUAUGAGUGCAAGUCUAUGAGUCUCGCUAUCAGGCAAACGCAAUAUGGGUAUUUCGCAAACCAUGUGAUAGAUGUUGAGAUGCACAAACUCGAGCAUCACUAUGACUCAUCUCACAAAACCUAUGAGAUCUUGGAUUCGAAAGACAUCAUCUUUCAAUAUGAGAUAUCAUGGCGUUAUUCAUACUCAAUCACAUGCUACACUUUGAAACACGCUGAAGACUCCAGAUGUACUUGUCCACAGCCUGCAAGAACGCUGGAGGCCUCCCUCACGGCUCGUGAUCCGUAUCACGACUCAUCCAGCAACAUUGGUUUGAGCCUCAAGGCAUCCGCGUUGCGUUCCAUCAGCUACCCGGUAGACUGGGAAUGUCUAGCUCGUAAGCCUGACCUGUCAAAUAUCCAACUUGCAGAUUCACGGCCGCCCAACCAUUCUUCAUCCCUGAAGAAGAAAGCUUCACCAAAACGAUUCGCUCUCAUCCACUCCUCAACCUCCCUGGCCAUCCAUCCACCAUUCCAAGGCAACGGAAUCAUCGUCAUCGCACCCGGUGCCUGGCCCCCAAAGCAACAUCCUCACCAGCGCAUCCAAUCCCCGGCAGCAAAAGAGUGGCGAUAUUCCCCCGUUGGCCUCAAUCUCCUAUCAUUUGUCCCGAGAGCAUGCUUACACCCAGCCACCCGUACCUCCCGAAACACAAUAUCAACCAAUCAAAUCCCAUUCAUCAUCGGACUCUGCACAGCCUCUUGCCCUUUCCCGACACGCCGUGAUUUUCGGGUGUGUGAUAGUCGCAAUGGUGCACCCGGCGGUCUUGUACCAACUACACACACAACGCCUCGGAGAUUGGGGGCGUUGAAAGCUUGCAAAAAAUUUCCAAUGAAAUGCGUUGUCGAUUUACCUCGCAUCAGCAUGCAGCCUGGUCGUGGUGCAGCGCGCAGGCGCCCAUGCCUCUCUCAUUGUGCAUGGUGGCAGCGUGUUUUUUUCUCAGAUAUUGCUGCCCAAGAUUGGAUUGGAACUUUCGCAGUGCAGCCCGAGUCCGCCACACACUCACACUCACACUCACACUCACACUCACACCACGCACCACGCACUCGGCGCACUUCUGUCAAACGCUGCGUCAUAACCCACGCGGUACCAAAUUCACCAGUAAACAUGGAGCAAAAGCCGGUACUUGAUACCACCACGAUUCCAUUCCGUUGGGUAUCGCAACCUGAUAUCACCAUUUGGGGUGUUGAGGUCCGGACAGACUUUACGUCCCCUUGCCCCUUGCCCCCUUGCGUGUCUCUCUCUUCAGCGCGACCCGAAAUCCCGGAGACCCGCCUCGCACGCGGGAGAUCCGGACGACGGGGGGCACCGGUCGGUGGCGAAUCUCGAAAUGCCCGUCCAUCCGAGCUUUUCAUUGGUCGUCAUCACCGCUGGUCCCCUGGAACUUCAGAGAAAGAGAGGAACUGUGCCACAAUUGACAAGGAUUACAAAGCCGAGGCUAAGCCACAUGUCUCCAGGGAUCGCUUACCUCACCACAUCCCUGACCAACCAUCCUCGACCUAUCCCGACCCAGGUGUUUGGGGUACAUCGGCCGGCUGUGGCGUUUGGGCCUGGGUUUUGCACUUUGUACUCUUAGUCUGGCCAUCGGUGGUGCACCGGUGGUACCUGUUUCGUACGCGCGCGUCUUUCAACGACAUGCCAAAUCGAGGCUGUGGUAUCCGUAUACUGCGUACCUACACAUACGUUGCUGCUUGCGAGCUGAGGUCACCUGGCUUCAGACUUGAAUCCCACGGAGCCAUUGUCUUCCCGAGGAAGGGAAGUCUACAACGGAUGGAUAUCCAGACCGCAAGUCCCAAACCCACAUACCACAACCCUCAUUGGCUCAACCCAGAUCCCAUCCCAUCGGACCAGUCACCUCACACUUAUCACCAGCCCUGA